This is a messenger RNA of Colletotrichum karsti, 1305 nucleotides long. RefSeq lists its product as uncharacterized. The transcript has a single exon. The record is from RefSeq and is a predicted model, not a curated record. Bases 1 to 1305 code for a protein of 434 amino acids. Lineage: Eukaryota; Fungi; Ascomycota; Sordariomycetes; Glomerellales; Glomerellaceae.
AUGCCUACCGUACGAAUACCUCUGAAGAAGCCCGUCCCGCGCCAGCAGGUCUACAAACACCUCGAGGCGGCCCAGUCCACCUCGACGACGAGAAUACCCCUCCCGAGACCCGCGCGACCUCUCCAUGUCUACCGCCACCUCCUCCGAGCCACCACAUACUUCCCUCUUGUCUGUCGAACAUACCUGGAAGGCCGCGUAAAGUCGGGCUUCCGCCGAGAGCAAGCAAGAGCCAGGACGGCAGAGACACACCUCGCCUCCACCAGAUCCAGAGAGGCCCGCGAGGAAGAAAACUUUCACCGGACCAAGGCCCUCGAAGAAGGGAAACGGAAACUGUCCGUCCUCAAUACCGCACUCGCAGGUGACCUCGUCCGCUUCCGCCGCGUCCUGUGGCAUGUCUUUGGCAGACUCGGCAAACGACGCCGCGAGCUGAUGGCCGCCUUCGUCCAGAAGGAGCCCGAUGCGCCCUUGAACUCCCAACAGCUCGAGGAGAAACUCGCCCAGAUGGAGAAGGACAGCCGAAAGAAGGCCGAGCUACUGAAACUGCCACCCAACAAACGCGUCUAUGACAGGACCGACCCUACUCCCUGGGUGAACCAGAAACUCAGCCCGAUCGAAGACAACUGGGACAUUGCCAAACUGAGCAAGUUCUUCGACUCUCAAAAAGACAUCCAGAAAAACCUCACCGCCUCCGCUUCCUGGCCUCGCAAAGAACUCCCCCACAGAUACAAUCCCCAGGCCAACGUGCCCGACAAGGACCAGUUCGGCAGGCCCACGCCGGCGCGGAGGGUCACCAAGCUGACGCGCCGCUGGUGGAAGGACGUGGCAGACAGGCUGAUGCCGCCGGUGGACAAGAGCGACUGGGACCUGCUGCAGUCUAUCGCAACCGGCGAUGCGCCUCGCCGCCUGUGGGGAAUGCCCCCACGAAGACCGAUUGCUCUCGGUGAACGUGUCGAAGUGAACUUCCCGUGGGCAGCUCAUGCCACCAUUCCCGUCCGCGACAUAGAGAAACCGCGGUCUCGAAAGUUCACCUGGCUCUCGGGUAAAAAGGACGACGGCCCUUUCUCGCAGACGGUGAGCAAAGAGCGCCAUGGCAGUCCCUACAGUGAUCGACAACUUCGAAGAGAGUUUCUGAAGAUGUGGGAGACGUCGUCAUAUGUAGCGCAACCACAAGCAGCAGCGGCAAAAGGCAAGCCGAACAAUUUUAUCUGGGGUACUCGGGAAGCUGUGUUGCCCGUGCCAUCUGCGGCGCAACAACUAAUCUUCGAGGGGGUUGACGCCAAGGGACAAUUGCCUCGAGCAAAAUAG